AUGGCUGCCGUGAUAAAUGACUUUUUGAGGGGCGGCGCUGGGAUUCUUGCUGCCCGAAAGCCGUUUACCCUUGUCCUUGGCAACGACGGGGGCGAUAUGGAUAGCAUCAUUGGCUCAAUUUAUUUGUCUCUAUACCUGGAAAAAAAUGCCGAUUUGGGAGGUGGAAGUUAUAUUCCCGCACUAAACUUUGAAAAGGAGGAUCUUCCGUUGCGCAAUGAUGUCAUAAAAUUAUUUUCAAAGCAUGGUAUAGCAACGGAUUACUUACUUUCAGUUAAAGGAAAGCCAGGUAUUUCAGGUUUUUUGGAUCUAAAAUCAUCCCAACCCAAUGUCGUUUUGUAUGAUCAUAACAAGCUUAUUCCUGAACAAAGAUCUCUGUGUGAACGUGUCGUCGGUGUUAUAGAUCAUCAUUUUGAUGAGAAACUGUAUUUGGAUUCUUCUAGUCAAUUUCGAAGAAUAGAACCAACAGGUUCAGCUUGUACUCUUGUCGCAGAAUUGUUUCAAGAAGCGGAAUUGACGGUUCCAUGUCCGGAGCUUCUCUUAGCGCCCAUUGUACUUGACACCGUAAACUUUGAUCCAUCUCAAAAGAAAGUUACAGAAAAGGAUAUAAUGUUAUCCCAGUGGCUUAUAAAACAAGCUUCUGUUUUAAUUGAUCCGAAAAAGAUGUUUUUGGAGCUGUCAACAUGGAAAAAUGAUAUACUCGCUCUUACCUUCCCCCAACAUUUCCGCAGAGACUACAAGGACUUUGAAUUUUCAUUUGGGAAAAAUGAAGACAAACAAUUGCAAAUAGGAAUAAGUAGCAUUGCUUGUCGAUUUGAUGAGUUUCUUGGCUCAAGUGGAAUGAUGCAUCUUGCUUCCAACUGUCUCGAUUUUUUGCUGCCAAAAAAGCUGGAUGCUUUCCUCCUGGCUUUUGCUGGAGAAAGGGGAUAUAAAAAUUAUUGCCGACAGCUGGCUUUUAUUGCAAGGGGGAUCCUUCUUGAGGCGCUCAAAGAAUUUGCAGAGAGUUCACCUGAGGGUAUUUGUUUCACCAUUAUAGACAGAGCAGAACUGAAGGGAUGGAGACUAAUGUGUUAUGAUUUGAGUGAUCCUUCUGUUUCGCGGAAGCGGCUCGUACCAUCACUGAUGAAGUUUUUUGCCUCUUGGCCAAAACUGUAA
Molecule: messenger RNA, 1152 nt
Organism: Trypanosoma cruzi
Lineage: Eukaryota; Euglenozoa; Kinetoplastea; Trypanosomatida; Trypanosomatidae
Product: acidocalcisomal exopolyphosphatase, putative
Exons: 1
Coding region: 1-1152 (383 amino acids)
Cellular component (GO): cytoplasm
Molecular function (GO): exopolyphosphatase activity
Source: RefSeq, a predicted model, not a curated record